This is a messenger RNA of Camellia sinensis, 600 nucleotides long. NCBI's taxonomy places the organism in Eukaryota, Viridiplantae, Streptophyta, Magnoliopsida, Ericales, Theaceae. The record is from RefSeq and is a predicted model, not a curated record.
AUGAAGGGAUGGAGGCCGAGAUGGUUUUUUGUGUCGGUGAACGGUGGAAGGGGAGUUCGGACAACGCAGAAGUUCCCCACCAAAUCAGUUGAGCCCAAAUUGGACGGGUCGACCGAAGAUCGAGUGAAGAAGGAUCCGGCAAAGGAGGAGCUGGAGGUGCAGAGGAAGGCAGAGAAGGAGGAGGAAAGGAGAUUGUUCGCCAGAGCGGACAAAUAUAAAGAGGCAAAGUUGGGGCCUGCUCCGAAACCGACCGCGAGGGAACGAGUCCGACCGCGCCCCAAGCCGUUGGGGGAGAAGGAUCUGAGCGGUUUUGAGCCACGACCACCUCCAGUGGAUCCUCUGAAGGAGAAGAGCAAAAAGGAGGUGGAGGCUGUGUUGAAGAAGAAGAAAAGAGUAAGGGAGAGGGAGGAGGGGCCAGCCUUGAAGAUGAUGAAGGAGGUGAUGGUAGAGGAGACCCCCAAAGUGGGAUUGGAGGGAGCAGCAAAGGAGAUGGAGAGUGAGGCGACUGGCCUUGAAAAACAAGUGGAAGGCGAGACAACUAGCCCUGAGGAGGGGGCAGAGCAACAGCCCAAGGGGGGUCCUGCGCCCCAAGGAGAAUGA